Messenger RNA from Camelus dromedarius (Arabian camel), 1729 nucleotides. It is a transcript of the gene LTC4S, whose product is annotated as leukotriene C4 synthase. Gene Ontology annotation, biological process: leukotriene biosynthetic process. Lineage: Eukaryota; Metazoa; Chordata; Mammalia; Artiodactyla; Camelidae. The coding region runs from base 1044 to 1622 and encodes 192 amino acids. The transcript is spliced from 5 exons. Gene Ontology annotation, molecular function: leukotriene-C4 synthase activity; glutathione peroxidase activity; enzyme activator activity. The record is from RefSeq and is a predicted model, not a curated record. Gene Ontology annotation, cellular component: nuclear envelope; membrane; endoplasmic reticulum.
GAGCAGUGGCGCAUGGUGCCGGGGUGCCGGGAUGUUCUGGGUAUUCUGACAGCGGGGACAGAAGUGGAACAGCCAUGGGCAUGGGACAGCCCUACUCCAGCUGACUCUCCUCUGGGUGUCCCAAUAGAAGGGCUCUAUCCCCUGGCCCUGCCCUCGAAAGCACCCUCUCUAUGCUGGGACAGUGUGGAGCUAGACAGGGUUGGAACCUGUUUCCCGGCCCCCAGAGGUGUCUGCUGGGUGCCCUUCUCAGACUGGCCCUAGACCACACAUUCCUGGGAUAGAUACUCUGACUUGGGACACCGCUCCCUCACACUGCAUAAGCUUGGACAAGACACAGCCUGGGGAAGAGCUGAGCAGACAGACUGACCUGAUGUCCAGCCACCCUAGCGCACCUGGCCCACAGCCCCUCCUCAUGCAGAUCCCACAUCGUGCUGGCACGGCCACCCUUGGCACCCACAGUGCACUCAGGAUGGUAGAGGUCUGCAGAGGGCCUGGCACCAAAAGCAGCAGGGCCACAGGACUUGCAGGAAAGUAGCUGGGGACGCCCAGAGCUGGGACUGUGUGUGUAGUGGGUAUCUGGACUGAGGCCAAGAAAAGGGCUCCUGUGCAUUCGGACCACCAAGGGCCAGUCUACUCUCUGUGCGCAUCCAUGUUGGAAUGGAGAGGGGCAGAGCCUUGGUGGCCUGGGGUUGGACUAGAAGUGUCCCAGCUCCAACCACCUGGGGAUAGAGGAGAGAGUGUCAGAUUAAGGCAGGGUCCAGAGAGCUUGAACAGAGAAACUGAAGCAGGAACCCACACCACCCUUUGGAGGCACAGAGACACUGGCGUGGCUGACCCUGGCCUGAGGAAGGGUCGGGAGGUCCCUCUUGGUGGGCUCUGUGGGUUGGGGAGCAAGGACUGCUGGCCACAAGGUGUGUGCUCCCUGGCACCUGGAAGGAUGCAGCCAGCUGUGCCCUCAGGUUAACAGUCCCUGUCCAGGGACCUGGGCCAAAGUUCACGUCUAGAGAGUGAGAAGUGGACAUUUGCCUGUGUUUUGCAAGUCAAUGAUUCAGGAGCAAAGUCCUCCAGGGGACAGCUGCCCUGAGACGUGUCAGCCCCUCUUCCUCCACACACUGGGUGGGGCAGGGACUCUCGGAGUGUCGGACACAGGGCAAUCCCGGAGACGACCGGGGACCGGGGGUCCCUUCGGCCGGACUUUAAAGGGGAGUCGGGACGAGCGGGGCGUGGCCUACUUCUCCCUGCAGGUGAUCUCGGCGCGUAGGGCCUUCCGCGUGUCGCCGCCGCUCACCACCGGCCCGCCGGAGUUCGAGCGAGUCUACCGAGCCCAAGUGAACUGCAGCGAGUACUUCCCGCUGUUCCUCGCCACGCUCUGGGUCGCCGGCAUCUUCUUCCACGAAGGUGCGGCGGCGCUGUGCGGCCUAGUCUACCUGUUCGCGCGCCUCCGCUACUUCCAGGGUUACGCGCGUUCCGCGCAGCAAAGGCUGGCUCCGCUGUACGCGAGCGCGCGCGCGCUCUGGCUUCUCGUGGCGCUGGCGGCGCUGGGUCUGCUCGCCCACUUCCUCCCCGCGGCCCUGCGCGCCGCGCUCCUCGGAACGCUCCAGAAGAUGCUGCAGACAGCCUGAGACUGAGGACGCCGGGUGGGCAGAGCUGGAGUAGAGCCGGAGCCUCCUGGAGGACGGGGAGGGUGCUCGUUCCCAUCGCAGUCUCUCAUUAAAGUGCCGUGACCGGA